Messenger RNA from Anastrepha obliqua, 1601 nucleotides. Its product is annotated as putative inorganic phosphate cotransporter. Gene Ontology annotation, cellular component: plasma membrane. The record is from RefSeq and is a predicted model, not a curated record. NCBI's taxonomy places the organism in Eukaryota, Metazoa, Arthropoda, Insecta, Diptera, Tephritidae. Gene Ontology annotation, molecular function: transmembrane transporter activity. The coding region runs from base 69 to 1526 and encodes 485 amino acids. The transcript has 4 exons. Gene Ontology annotation, biological process: monoatomic anion transport; transmembrane transport.
CUAACAGCCACAGAGCUAUUAGGACGUUUUGUAUCUCUUACUAAUAAAUUUAAUAAAGUUUUCUCAAAAUGGUAUUAAAUGGGCGCACUUCUAGCCUAUCAGAGUUAAAGGCACCCACGUUUGGCUGGCGACAUUUGCAGUGUCUCAUGAUAUGCAUUGGCCUCACUGCAGCAUUUGCGAUGCGCGUCAAUAUGUCUGUGGCAGUUGUGGCGAUGAUGGAUAAUAAAGCGGCAAAUCCUGAUUUUCCUGAGUACCACUGGUCGGAGAAGACAAAAGCGCGUGUACUCAGCAGCUUCUUUAGUGGUUAUGUAUUCACUCAAGUACCCGGUGGCAUACUUGCACGUCGUUUUGGUGGCAAGGUGCCGUUACUUUGCAGUUUCACCAUUAGCAGCAUUUUGGCAAUACUCACGCCAUUGGGUGUUAGUAUUGGUGGCUGGAAGCUGCUUUGCUUCAUGCGUUUCCUGCAAGGUUUUGGUCAGGGUGUGACGACGCCCUCAAUACAUACCCUAAUUGCUAAAUGGUCGCCGGUUGAGGAACGUAGCUCACUAGGUACUUACUGUUAUUCAGGCAUACAACUGGGCACCGUCACUAUAUUGGCAUCGAGUGGUGUACUAGCUUCCUCCAGCCUGGGCUGGCCCAGUCUUUUUUACAUACCCGGUGGUGUGGGUCUUCUAUGGGCGGUAGCAUGGAUAAUUUGGGGUGCAAAUUCACCCAGCGAAUGUAGGAACAUAAGUGCGGCGGAAAGAACACUUAUCGAAGAGUCUUUAAAAUGUAGUGUGGAGCAAGAGGAGAGAAAGAGUAAAUUGUCUACACCCUGGCGAAAGAUAUUCACAUCAGCUCCAUUCUUAGUGAUUUUAUUGGCACAUUGCGCAAAUUCUUGGUGUUUUUGGACGCUGCUCACUCAAAUUCCUUCGUACAUGAAGAGCGUUCUCGGAAAGGAUAUAAAAAGUAAUGCUUUGCUCUCGGCUUUGCCCUAUUUGACAAUGUUCCUUUUGGGAUUGGCAUUGUGUCCCAUCGCCAAGUACCUGGAAAAGAACAAUUACCUUAGCGCAACUAUGAGUCGCAAACUUUUCAACACCAUAGGGCUGUGGGUACCUGCGGUAACGCUAAUCGGGCUGGGUUAUAUCACACGUGAACAGGCCGAUUUGGCUGUGAUUUUGUUGACAUUAACAGUUGGUAUUAACUCUGCCGUGCAUUUCGGUUUCCAGGUGAAUCAUAUUGACUUGACACCAAAUUUUGCUGGUACUCUGGUUGGCUUGACUAAUGGCAUCUCUCAUGUGGUCAGCGCAAUGGCGCCGUUGUUGGUGGGAUAUGUUGUUACCGAUACGAAAAAUCCUGAUCAGUGGCGUAUAAUAUUUUUCGUAGCAGCGUUCAUUAGCUUUGCCGGCAAUCUGUUAUUUAUACUCUUCGGUACGACAAAAGUGCAACCAUGGAAUGAUGAGCAAGUCGUGCAAACCCACGAAAUGAAGCCACUCAGGGAAACCAACGUUGAACCAAAUCAUGCAAAAAAUCAAUCAGUUCUUUAGGGCUUAAUCAACUUAGUUUUAAAAUUAUUAUAAAGUUUAUUAAAAGUAUUCCAAAAUUUAGCCUCCGAACAAUAA